This is a messenger RNA of Rotaria socialis, 1011 nucleotides long. Lineage: Eukaryota; Metazoa; Rotifera; Eurotatoria; Philodinida; Philodinidae. The record is from the annotation of a GenBank genome assembly.
AUGUUUCUUCGUCUUUGUCUUGUCGUUUGUUUGGCUUUGGCCGCUGUAAACGGUCGUUUUGUUAAACCAAAACCUUUCCUUACAGAGGAAUUGAUCAAUGAAGUUAACGCUGCUCAAACAACAUGGAAAGCAGCACCAUCAAAAUUUAUGACAUGGUCAAAAGAAUCGAUUACACGAUUAAUGGGUGUUCGUCCAGAAUAUUUUGAACAACACAAAUUAAUCACACUCAUUCAACAUGAAGUACCAAAGGAUUUACCAGACAACUUUGAUGCUCGUGAUCAAUGGCCAAACUGUCAAUCCAUUAAAGAAGUUCGUGACCAAGGAAGCUGCGGAAGCUGUUGGGCUUUUGGUGCCGUCGAAGCUAUGACUGAUCGUAUCUGUAUUGCUUCAAGUGGAGCCAAGAACUUUCAUAUUUCAGCUGAAGAUCUUGUUUCAUGUUGUGAUGAAUGUGGAUUUGGAUGUGAUGGUGGUUUCCCACAAUCUGCCUGGUCAUACUUCAAAACAGACGGUUUAGUUACCGGUGGUAACUACAACACAAAACAAGGUUGUGAACCAUACUCAAUCCCAGCAUGUGAUCACCAUGUCAAUGGAACCUUACCACCAUGUCAAGGUGAACAACCAACGCCAGACUGCAAAACAAAAUGUAUCGAUGGCUAUCCAACCCCAUAUGCCAAAGAUAAGCAUUUUGGCUCCAGUGUUUACGCAGUUCGUUCGGAUCAAACACAAAUCAAAACCGAAAUCUUCACAAAUGGACCAGUAGAAGCUGCCUUCACUGUCUAUGCCGAUUUCCUUACAUACAAAACAGGUGUUUACAAACACACAACUGGCUCAGUUCUCGGUGGACACGCUGUCAAAAUUCUUGGUUGGGGCUUAGAUGGCACAACACCAUACUGGCUUGUUGCUAACUCAUGGAACGAAGAUUGGGGUGAUAAAGGAUACUUCAAAAUCCUCCGUGGUAAAAAUGAAUGUGGCAUCGAAGAUGGCAUCGUUGCUGGUGCUCCCAAGCUCUAA